GCCAUGCCUCGCUCCUCGCGCUCCUCGGGCGGCGGCCGUUCCGCGCCCGCCGGCGCACGCGGCGCCCACUCCAUGGCCGCGCCGCCGCGCCAGCAGAGCGCGCCCGUGCCGCACCAGCAGGCCCACCAGCCGCCGGCCAUGGCGCAGCAGCAGCAGGGCCGCGCGCCGGGCAUGUUCAGCCAGAUGGCAUCGACGGCCGCCGGCGUCGCCGUCGGCUCGACCAUGGGCCACGGCCUCUCCAACAUGCUCUUCGGCGGCGGCGGCAGCAGCGAGGCGGCGCCGGUGCAGGACGCGCAGCCGCAGCAGCCGCAGCAGGGCAGCUGGGCGCAGCAGGACUAUGCGCAGAACCAGCAGAACCAGCGCAUGGCCGGCAACUGCGAGGCGCAGUCCAAGGACUUCCUGCGCUGCCUCGAGACGACGAACAACGACAUGCAGUCGUGUGCCUUCUACCUCGACCAGCUCAAGGCCUGUCAGGCCGCUGCCCGGCCUUACUGAGUGACGGACGCAGUUGCGGGCCGCGAGAAGCGCAGAUAACCCGUUGUAGAACUGGAGCGGCAUCAGCGCUGACCGCCGAUGCCGUCGCUCGCCAUUGCCGCUCCCGUUCAUCCUCGUCUCUCUGGCCCUCUUCCGCCCGCCUCCUCUCGCAACCGUCGCGCGGCCCUCAUUCACGCUAAUGCCACAUCGUUUUCCACCGCUCAA
Messenger RNA from Tilletiopsis washingtonensis, 699 nucleotides. RefSeq lists its product as hypothetical. Gene Ontology annotation, cellular component: nucleus; mitochondrion. The record is from RefSeq and is a predicted model, not a curated record. The coding region runs from base 4 to 495 and encodes 163 amino acids. NCBI's taxonomy places the organism in Eukaryota, Fungi, Basidiomycota, Exobasidiomycetes, Entylomatales. The transcript is spliced from 4 exons. Gene Ontology annotation, biological process: mitochondrion organization.